Molecule: messenger RNA, 3852 nt
Organism: Rotaria socialis
Lineage: Eukaryota; Metazoa; Rotifera; Eurotatoria; Philodinida; Philodinidae
Source: the annotation of a GenBank genome assembly
AUGUUUCCAGUGCAAGACUCAAGUACAAUUUCAUCGGCAACUUUUCUUUUUGAAAAUGCCACCAAAAUCUUAUCGACUUUUAUACCUGAAAAUCAUCGUCGAAAUAUACUUAAAUCAUACGAAGCAAUAAAUGUUAAAUCUUUUGGAACAAUUACUUUUUCAGAUAAAAAAACUAAUCAAGCACAAUUUAUUUGCAUACCACCGGAUGCUUCUAUUAAAGAUGUUAAAGAAUUAAUGUUUCGACGAUGGUGUACCGAACCACCAUCACUAGUAAUUUCGAUCGCAGGCGGUGCAAGAGAUUAUCAUAUGAAACCGGCACUAUUACGAGCAUUUGAACGUGGCCUUCUAAAAGUGGCCAAUACAACAGGUGCUUGGAUUAUUACUAAUGGUAUGAAUACAGGAAUCGUGAAACUUGUGGGUAAAAUUUUUCAAGCAAAUCCAAAUUGCUCACGUCCAAUUCAUUUAAUUGGUAUUACUGAUUUGGGCUGUGUAUCAGAUUGUCACCAAUUGAAUGUUCACGGAGCAAAUGUGCGUUAUGUUGAAUCAUGUUCUCAAGAAACAGGACAAGUAGCUAUCGAACCUAAUCAUACUGAAUUUAUUUUUGUUGACGAUGAAAGUGAACAACAAAACGGUGGUGUAAUAAAAUUUCGUUAUGACCUUGAGAGAGCUAUUUCAGGGGGCCUUCUUGCACCGCGAUCUACAUCAAAUAGCGAUCAUUCAUUCCAAUCUUUGUCAGACCUGGUGCCGGGUGUCCUUCUUGUUGUUGAAGGUGAUUUAAAUACUGUUCGAACAGUUUAUGAUGCUGUUGUUCGAAAUAGCAUACCUGUUAUUUUUAUUGAUGGGUCAGGUCUUUGUUGUGAUUUAUUUGCUGAAACAUUACGUCUUUACGAAAAAUAUUAUGCAAGAAUUCAAUGCACCCAAUCAUUUUUAAAAUCCAGUCCUGCGAGCGUUCAAAGAUUUGAUGAUGAAUUAAAAGAUAAAAUUCGAGAAGCACUAGGAGCAACAUUUUUUGAAAUUAGUGAUAUUGGUAAUGGUGAAAAAAUCGAUGAAAAUACAGCGACUACAGAUGAAUCAACGCGACACGAAAGUGAUUCAAAUGAUUAUUUCGAAUUAAUUUACGAAUGCAUUAAGACGCGAAGAAAGCUUUUAAAUGUUAUACGUCUGAAUGCACGAAAUUUGGUUGAGCCUGAUAUGGACAUAGCCAUUUUAAGAGCUGUAUUGAACGCCAUUUCGACUUCUGAGUCGCGCAUCACAGAUAAACAACGAAAGUACGAACAAUUCUGUUUAGCUUUGGAAUGGAAUCGUAUUGAUAUUGUAAAGGAUCAUAUUAUGACACGUGAGGAAGAUUGGGAAAAUGAAGAAUUAACUAGUUUAUUUGAAAUAGCAUUGAAUCGAAAUCAAGGAGAUUUUGUUAAAUUGUUUCUUGAUCGGUACACUCCAUUAACUGCUUUAUUUCAAAACAAUAACAAGCUUGCAUUGCUUUAUGCCAAUAGCAUGAAACAUCAUGAUAUUUUAGUUGGCGAUGAUGAUCCAUUACGAACAAUCUAUGAAGAGAUCAUUCAACCAUUGAUCGGUGAUUUCUUCGACAUUGAUGUUGCUUUACGUAGACGAAAAGAUUCUUCGGAUACCAUGCUAACUAUUGAACAUUUUGUUGCAUUGGCUUGUUCUCCAUCACCUAGAAGAAGCCGAGAAUAUCAAAAUUCAACUUCUACUGGCUGUGCUGGAGAUUUACUUUCUGAAGGUCAUUCCAACUGUCCUGUAGAUAUUGACAAAGAACUUUUCCUCUGGUCUGUAAUAACAGAUCAAGGCGACAUUAGUUUGUUAUUUUGGGCACGUGGUAAAAAUAAAAUUUGUACGGUAUUAAUUGCUGUAAUAGUUUAUAGACAUCUUGCUCGAAAAACCGAUGACAACCGGUAUUAUCAAUUAGCUGAUCAAUUCGAAAAUUUGGCUGUAGAAAUUCUUGAUCGAUUUUAUCAAGGUAAUGCGCGUGCAUGUGCAAAAGCAAUUAUACGACAAAUACCAGUCUAUGGCAAUGUUACAUGGUUAAAAUUAGCUGUAAAAGCAGAAGCUAUACAAUUCAUUGCCCAUCGAGCAGUACAAGAUGUACUCGAUGAUAUUUGGUUUGGAUACAUUGAUCAGCAAGAAAGUCAAACGAAGGUCAUUUUUUCGACAUUUAUGCUUUGGUAUAGUGGCUUUCUUCGGUAUCAUGAUGAAUUUGUUAAAACAAAUGAACAGACAACAUAUUUAGACUGCUCACUUGGUAAAUCAUACUUGUCAAAAACAAAACAGUGGUUGGAAAGGCCAAAAGAUGAUAUUCAAUUGAGAUUUAUGCAUGAUCUUGAAAAUGUGAAUAAUGUUUCUGUUGAUUUCAUUGAUAUGGGCUGUUUCAAAAAGACAAAGAUUCGUGUUAGUCGAUAUUUUGGCAAUAUUUUACGAUUUAUACGUGCUCCAUAUGUUAAAUAUCUGUAUAAUUUAUCGGAUACUGAUGAAAAUGUUAAUGUAACUCAAUCAAUUUACGAUGAUGAAAAUGAAAUUAAUGCAACAGUUCCAUAUGGCCUUCAAAAACAUGAUCAUCUAGCCUUUAAAGAAUACAUACUUCUUCUUUGGAAUUCAACAGUACUUUGUGAAAUAUUUCGACAAUUCUGCUCUGCAAAAACACAAUCAGUUCAUAAUAAAAUGAUAAUUUAUUUUGACUUAUUUUGGAAUAGACUAACUAUUUUAGCUGUCGUCCUUUUUUAUGUUGGUUUUACUCUUCGAUUUAUUCCAUCAGCCGGCUGUUUUUAUGCAGCGCGCAUUGUUUUUGCAGUUGAUUUAGGACUUUGGUUCAUACUUACAUUAAAUAUAGUUUCAGUUAUUAAACGUAUUGGUCCAAAACUUGUAAUGAUUGGUGAACUGGUACAUGAUUUGCAAUUUUUCAUGGUUAUGUUAACUGUAUUUAUAUUGGGAUUUGGUGUAUCAUCUUACAGUCUUAUUUAUGGUACAAAAGAACUUACUUGGAAUUUACCACGUGAAAUUAUAAAUCUGGUUUACUGGCAAAUCUUUGAAGAAUUACAUGCAUUACAAACUAAUGAAAAUAAUUACAAAGCAAAUGGUUAUGCUGUAUUUAUUUUACUUGCUAUUUUUAUAGUAAUAGUUAGCAUAAUUUUGGUUAAUUUACUUAUUGCAAUGUUCAGUAAUACGUACAAUCGAGUUCAAGAAGAUACAGAUCGUAUUUGGAAUUUCCAACGGUACCAAUUAAUUUGUGAAUAUCUAUAUCGACCCUUGUUACCAGCUCCAUUUAUUCUUCUUUCAUAUCUUUGGCGAUUCAUAUUAUAUACGUUAUCACGUUGCAUCCGAUCAGCAUGCCUGAAAGCAAUAUAUGAACAACACAUAAUGCGAACUAAAUAUGAAAUUACGGUUGAUGAAAAAUUCGCUGCUAACAUCGAAACAACUGAAGAUGCACUUGGCGAUGAAGUUUACCAUAAUUUUUCGAAACCUGACAGACAACCUAGGACAAAGAGUGCUAUUGGAGAUAAAAAUAGCACUUCACCACAAGAGAUCAUAUUACAGAAAAUAGGAACUCUUGAAAACGAAGUCAAAGCAAGUCGUGGCGAACAAGCCCAAGUAUUAAAUUAUCUUGAUUGUUUAAUGGACGCCAUAAAUAUAACGAAUACUGAUCUCAUUAGAAUGUUGGAACGACGAUGUCUUCAUGAUCGGAACGAGCCAGUUGAUGGCACAGCUAUUCAAACCAAUGAUUCGAGACGACAAGUUCAGCAACGUUCAUUGAUAGAUGAAUUAAAUCAUUCAGACACUGCCCCUUUAAAUGUAUCGAUAUCAGCAAACAGCAAAUUAAUCUUAUCUCAUAAUACGUGA